Linnemannia hyalina is the source of this 1794-nucleotide messenger RNA. Lineage: Eukaryota; Fungi; Mortierellomycota; Mortierellomycetes; Mortierellales; Mortierellaceae. The record is from the annotation of a GenBank genome assembly.
AUGGACGUCACACACGAGAACCCAGUCCCAGUGCAGGAAGAUACCGUCAUGGAUGCAACACACGUCUCUGCUCACCAAGUCGAAUCACAGGCAACCGCCCACCCCACCCUUCACGAUACAGCGGCCGUCAGCACUGGCAUGGACGUCGAUAGUCAUAUGGGCGAUGCCAUCGCAGGAUCCUCAAUAGAGCCUACUCUGAUGCAUACCGAGACCCAGCAGGCGCCACAGUCGAUACCCCAGCAACCAACCGUGGAGCCUACUGUCGAAGCAUCCGCUGCUGUCGAGACGACAUCUAUGAUGGACACAAGCAACCUUGAGGAUCGAUUAGAUGCCGUGAUUGCCGGUGGAGACGACAAGUCUGACGGUUACGAAUCAAGCGAUUUGGAGUCCAGCGGAGAUGACGAUGACGAGCCUGACUCGUCUGAUUCAGACUCGGACUCAGACUCGGAUGGACAUGCACGUCCAAAGUCGGCUCUUACACUGGAACAACGCGAGAGGGCCUUGAUCGAGAUUGAGGCAAUGGACGACGACGAGGAAGCCUCACCAAACAUCAUUCUGCAUACCACCAACGAGAUCCUGGAGCUGCCUAAAGUCGAAAAGCCAAAUAUCGAACUGGGAGCGGAUGUCGUCUUGACGCCUUUCGGCUCUGUCAUGUCCCUCGUUGACAAUGUGGUGGUAGUUCAAGCACACUCGAGUGGAGAAGUCAGUGUCCUGGAUUCUGGAACUAUCACCGCUGUUGUGACUCCUGCAGAGGGCGAUCAGGAAGCUGUCAGAGAGGUUCUGGGCGAGAUUUUCGAGACUUUUGGACCCGUGGCACGCCCUCUCUAUUCGAUCCGAUUCAACACAUCAUCAGAGAUUCCAUCACAGUGCAAGGUUGGCAGCACAGUUUACUCGAUCCCAGCAUACAGUUCUAUCGUCAUGACAGGUCCUCUCAAGGCAAUGAAAGGAAGUGACGCCAGUAACAAGUUUGACGAGGAGGUGGAUGAUGUUGAACUGGAGUUCUCUGACGAUGAGAAGGAGAUGGAGCACAAGCGGAUGCUCAAGUCUGCUAAGAACAAGAAGCGAGGAGGCGCAAAGGACCGGAAACCUCCUCAAAUGUCUAGCGACACCGCGGCAGCGUAUCAGUCACAAGGACCUUCUUCCAACUCUGCACCACGUCAGAUCAUCGCUCUGCCACCACGACCCGUGUUUGAUGAGCCAGAGGACGGCUACAGGAUCUUGCAGCGGCCUGGAGUGAUGGCUCGUCCUAGCCUUGCUCAAUCCGCUUCGGCAGGCACAGGGACCGUACCCUGGUAUCAGCAACAGCAGCGGGAGCUCCAGGACAUGGUGGGCACCAACCCCAACGCACAUCAGCAACAACAGCAACAAAACCGUCAGCAGCAGCAGUUCCAGCAACAGCAACAGUUGCAGCAGCAGCUCCUGUUACAACAGCAACAACAGCAACAGCUCUUUGAGCAGCAAAAACAACAGCAAGCUCUUUAUCAACAGCAGAUCCAGGAGGCUCAGGCUACGAUAUCGAGACUUCAACAGCAGCAGCAGCAGUUGCAGCAGCAAUCACAACAGACCACGGCAGCCCCUUCGCAGGCGUUCGAUUUCAGGGCUCGUCAACAGCUCGACACAUCUUACGCCCCAUCGAAUCCUUCAUUCAACCCUCAAGUUUAUCAGCCACAAGUAGCCCCAUCCUUCCAGCCCCAGGAUCCUGCUCAAAGCAACCAAGAGCCCAACCUCCAAAGUAUGCUGUCGCCAUUAUUCCCUCAGCAACAGCAGCAGAACGACCAGAGCCCUCCACAAUAG